UAGCCUCAAAAGGAAUGGAAAAGUUUCUAUUCUUAUAUUUCAGACCAUAGGUAACAUUUAUAAUUGGACUUGACCUAAGGUCAGUUAGUUAAGUGGAGUUAGUUAUAAGCAGAGAAUGGUAUAAACUAGAUUAAUACCCGAUUACCUCCUAAAUAUGCAUCACACAUACAAUCUUGAUUUUGGCCACGUAAAUUGUUGACAAGCUCUUUUAGGAAUACAAACUUUCUGAACUCUGUUACUUCUCCAAUCAAAUUAGUUAUUUAAAAUUAGUUAAUUAAAACUAAAUUUAAAAAAUCAAUUUUUAACCUAUUAAUUAAAAUCAAAACCAAAUUUAAAAAAACCCUCAUUUCAAAAGCCACACUUCAAGUCUUCACUCUUCAACGGCUCUUCCGGUCUUCCCCUCUUCGAGUCUUCGCCUCUUCUCCUCUGCCUCUCGCCGGAGCUUGUCGGUGGUUCGUCGGACCUCUCGCUCUUCGAGUCUUCACUCUGAUUCGCGCCUCUGUCUCUCUGCCUCCGUUCCUCGACCUCCCAUUCUUGCCGCCGGAGUAUCUCUUCUUCAAUUGAGUUUCAGGAAAGAUAAAAAGGUUCAGAUUUUAAAAUCUCUCGGUGUUGAACUCUUCAUUUCAAUGGACCCUGCUUUUCUCAUUUUGCAUAUUUACCGGGAAAAGGUGUUUUGCUACCAAGUCACCAUACACUAACCUUUGCAUCAUGAAGAAAGAUCUCCGGACUUUGAAUCUCACUUUCAUUUCCCUUGAUUGGAUCUGCUCUUAGCCACAGCCUCAGCCUCAGCUUGCCCAUAGAUCUGUUUAUCAAAAGCAUCUAAUGGUAAAGACAUCCAAGAGUUUUGUUGAAGCACUACAACACAUUCUCUCUUGUUGGAAAACGUGCAAACAUUGUGAAGCUUGUUUCCCUGUCUGGUAUUGUGAAGUAAUGCGUACCCGGAUAAAACAAGGGUGCCAGAGAAAGAAGUGGCUAUGCACAAGUUCAACUCAAAAGUUAUGCAGAUUUCAUAUAAUCCAUGUCACCCCUUCAGGCUUAUAUCAUUUCUUCAUUGUAUCUACACCAGCACGACAUCUCAUCAAUCCAUUUACCAUUCGAAUCAGCUUCUUAAUGGGUUGUCAAAAUCUGGUCGAGUGGAUGAUGCCCGGAAAUUGUUCGACAAAAUGCUCCAGAGAGAUGAGUAUACUUGGAACACCAUGAUUUCCAUUUAUGUUAAUGUGGGAAGAUUGGCUGAGGCAAGAGAUAUUUUUUACCGGUUUUCAGGAAGAAGUUCCAUCGCAUGGUCCUCCCUCAUAUCUGGGUAUUGCAGAUUUGGGUAUGAAAGUGAAGCUUUUGAUUUGUUUAGGUGUAUGAGGUUGGAGGGUCAGAAUCCAAGCCAAUACACUCUGGGAAGUCUUCUGAGGGCGUGUUCAGCAUUGGGUUGGAUCAAAAGUGGAACAUUGAUUCAUGGGUAUGUGAUAAAGAACGGAUUUAAAUCCAAUGUGUAUGUUGUUACUGGACUGGUUGACAUGUACGCCAAGUGCAAAUACAUUUCAGAAGCUGAGUUUCUCUUCAAGGGGUUGUCCUUUGACAAGGGAAAUCAUGUACUGUGGACUACCAUGGUCACUGGUUAUGCUCAAAAUGGUGAUGGCUUUAAGGCAAUUGAGUUUUUUCGGUACAUGCGUAGGGAAGGGGUUGACUCCAAUCAGUUCACUUUUCCUAGCAUAGUGACAGCAUGUUCAGCAGUUUCAGCUCAUUGUUUUGGGGAACAAGUGCAUGGUUGCAUUAUAAGGAGUGGUUUUGGAUGCAAUGUAUAUGUUCAAAGUGCAUUGGUUGAUAUGUAUGCAAAAUGCGGAGAAUUUAAUAGUGCAAAAAGAGUGUUGGAAACUAUGGAGGAGGAUGAUGUUGUUUCAUGGAACUCUAUGAUAGUUGGGUGUGCAAGACACGGGUUUGAAGACGAAGUUCUAGCCUUGUUUCAAAAGAUGCAUGCAAGGAACAUGAAAAUUGAUGAAUAUACAUUCCCAUCUGUCCUGAACUGUUGCGUAUUAGGACUUAUAGAUUCGAAAUCUGUUCAUUGCUUAAUAAUCAAGACAGGGUUUGAGAAUUAUAAACCUGUUAGCAAUGCUCUUGUUGACAUGUACGCCAAAACUGGGAAGCUAAGUAGUGCAUUUUCAGUAUUUGGAAGGAUGCUUGAGAAGGAUGUUAUCUCAUGGACCUCUCUUGUCACAGGCUAUGCACAAAAUGGCUUGCAUGAAGAAUCCCUUAAAACUUUUUGUGACAUGAGAAUUGCCGGAGUCAGUCCAGACCAAUUUAUUUUUGCGAGUAUUCUGAGUGUCUGUGCAGAACUGACUGUUCUAGAAUUUGGUAAACAAGUGCAUGCAGACUUUAUUAAAUCAGGUCUUAAGUCAUCAUUAUCAGUAGAUAACUCUCUUGUGACAAUGUAUGCAAAAUGUGGAUGCUUGGAUCAUGCUGAUACUAUUUUUAUUUCAAUGCAAGUCCAGGAUGUAAUUACUUGGACAGCUCUUAUUGUUGGUUAUGCACAGAAUGGGAAGGGAAGAGAAUCCUUAAGAAUUUAUGAUGCUAUGGUUUCAUGUGGUACAAAACCAGACUAUAUCACAUUUAUAGGAUUAUUAUUUGCUUGUAGCCAUGCCGGUCUUAUGGAAGACGGUCAUAUAUAUUUUCAGCAAAUGAAUAAGGUUUAUGGUAUAAAACCUGGCCCUGAACACUAUGCCUGUAUGAUUGAUCUUUUUGGACGCUCAGGAAAGCUUGAUAAGGCAAGAGACUUACUAGAUAAAAUGGAUGUGGAGCCAGAUGCAACUGUAUGGAAGGCACUCCUUGCUGCAUGUAGAGUGCAUGGGAACUUGGAAUUAGGUGAAAGAGCAGCCACGAAUCUUUUUCAUUUGGAACCAAAGAAUGCAAUGCCUUAUGUUAUGUUGUCUAACAUGUAUUCCGCAGCUCAUAAAUGGGAUGAAGUUGCAAAAGUUCGAAAGUUGAUGAAAUCAAAAGGAAUAGUUAAGGAGCCUGGAUGUAGUUGGAUUGAGAUCAACGGCACGGUACAUACCUUCAUUUCUGAAGAUAGGGGACAUCCAAGGGUGGCUGAGAUUUAUUCCAAGCUUGAUGGAGUUAUAACACGAAUUAAGGAGGCUGGCUAUGUUCCUGAUAUGACUUUCUCUUUGCAUGACAUGGAUAGAGAGGGAAAGGAGGCCAGUCUUGCUUAUCAUAGCGAGAAACUGGCUGUUGCUUUUGGAAUUCUUGCUUCUUCACCAGGUGUCCCAAUUCGGAUUUUCAAGAAUCUCCGAGUAUGUGGAGACUGCCAUUCUGCUAUGAAAUAUAUAUCAAAAGUUCUGAAUCAUCAUAUAAUAUUAAGGGAUUCAAACUGCUUUCAUCAUUUUAAAGGAGGGGAGUGUUCUUGUGGGGAUUAUUGGUAGGAAUAGGAUUUUCUUUUGUCCUCGUACAAAUCACUCAUGCAGCUUCAAGGGGAACUUAUACAUGUAACAUCUAAAUCUUCUAGAGCUUGUCUAUUGUGAAAUUGUCAUGAUGAUAUUUUGAUCAUUUACCCCACAACGAUCCUACUUGUACACAAUAUUGUUACUUCAUGGACAUUUGAAUCACUUUGGUUGUCUCAUAUAUCUUAAAAAACAGAAGCACCACUACAGUAUAUUGUCCUGCAAGCCCGCGGUGGUAGAUAUACUGUGAAACCUGGUGAGUCUCUGUUACAUACCCUGGAGAGAGAGAGAGAAUGCUGAGUCAGCAACAAAGGCAGCCAAAAAAGGAAAGAAAAUAAUCCUUUUACCUUAUCAUUAUUCUAGAAGAAGCAAUAAAGAAAAGGUUGGAAUAAUAGGGAAGGAGAAAUGUAUAAUCAUAAGUGAUAAUAAUUGAUGAUUGGAUUAGUCAGAUCAGAGAACUAGGGAGGCGUAAUCGUAGGAAUUGAAUGCUAAUUAUGAUAAUUAAUUUGAGGGAAUGCAAUAAAAGGAGGAGCUGAUUAGAUGAGAGGUAGAAAAAUAUUUGGAAAGGCCUAGACUAAGAGAGAAGAGGACUCUCGAAAUUCCUCUAUUAUCUUUUACUGUUCUAUUGUAUUUAUGUAUUUUCAUUAAAAUAAAUACCAUUGUAACAACUGUAUCAAAGUGCUGUUAUUCACAUUGUUAAGAUAAUCAAACAUUCAAACUCAAUAGUUCACUUAAAUUUUGUGGA
Arachis duranensis is the source of this 4170-nucleotide messenger RNA. RefSeq names its product pentatricopeptide repeat-containing protein At2g03880, mitochondrial. Gene Ontology annotation, biological process: RNA modification. The coding region runs from base 975 to 3407 and encodes 810 amino acids. The record is from RefSeq and is a predicted model, not a curated record. The transcript is spliced from 3 exons. Gene Ontology annotation, molecular function: zinc ion binding; RNA binding; protein binding. NCBI's taxonomy places the organism in Eukaryota, Viridiplantae, Streptophyta, Magnoliopsida, Fabales, Fabaceae.